This is a messenger RNA of Ostrea edulis (European flat oyster), 3111 nucleotides long. Its product is annotated as UPF0046 protein C25E10.12-like. The transcript is spliced from 3 exons. NCBI's taxonomy places the organism in Eukaryota, Metazoa, Mollusca, Bivalvia, Ostreida, Ostreidae. Gene Ontology annotation, molecular function: hydrolase activity. The coding region runs from base 69 to 854 and encodes 261 amino acids. The record is from RefSeq and is a predicted model, not a curated record.
GUUCCAUACAUUUACCGUCAUUUCUAUUUUUAUCUGAUUAAUUUACAGCAUCACGUAAGGACGUAGUGAUGGCGGAGUGCGGGAUUUCUCAGAGAUUUGCAGAAACUGGGGUUAAAUGCGAUAAGAAGCUGCGGAUAGUCCACAUCUCUGACACGCAUAUGGAACAUGACAGCAUUGUUCACACUAUUCCGGAUGGAGAUGUUGUCGUUCAUUCGGGCGACUUCAGCAAUCGUCGAUUCCGGAACUAUUUUUUCGAUGAUCAUAGCGACUCCGAAAUGCUACAAAAAGUCAACAGAUUUUUCAUGCAGUUGCCUCACAGAUUUAAAAUACUUGUGGCGGGAAAUCAUGAUACUUUUUUGACAAAAUUCACUGUGGAAGAAAUUCAACAAAGUUUACCGGAAGUGAUAUAUUUACAAGACUCCUCUGUAGUUUGUGAUGGUGUGAAGUUUUAUGGAACUCCGUGGACAAUUAAAUCAAACAAAUUAAAAACUUCCAAAGCCUUUACGGCAUCUCCAACUGUUUUACAAGACCGAUGGAGAGAUGUCGAGAAAGACACAGACGUGUUAAUCACACACACGCCUCCUUAUGGAAUGCUGGACUACUCACGUGCACGAGGAGACAGUCCCCCCAAGGAAGUCUGUCAGUUAUGUGAUACAUCUCACCCCAGAGCCGGCCAUGCUGGAUGUCGCAGCCUCAGGGAAGCUCUUCUGCAAAACAUCAGGCCUAAGAUUCAUCUAUAUGGUCAUUUACAUGGCUCGGCGGGACUAACGAAGCAUAAUGGUAUCACAUUUUCCAAUGCUGCCUUCGCUGCUAAACGAAUGUUUAAUGUCAUCGACCUGUACCUUGAUGUUUAACCCCUGCUGUAUAAUGUCAUUUAUCGAAAAAAAAAGUAAUGUUUAAUGUCAAUGACCACUGUCGUCAUGUUUAAUGUCAUUGACCACUGUCGUCAUGUUAAUGUCAAUGGCCACUGUCGUCAUGUUUAAUGUCAAUGAGCACUGUCAUCAUGUUUAAUGUCAAUGACCACUGUCGUCAUGUUUAAUGUCAAUGACCACUGUCGCCAUGUUUAAUGUUAAUGGCCACUGACGUCAUGUUAAUGUCAAUGACCACUGUCGUCAUGUUUACUGUCAUUGACCACUGUCGUCAUGUUUAAUGUCAAUGACCACUGUCGUCAUGUUUACUGUCAUUGACCACUGUCGUCAUGUUUAAUGUUAAUGACCACUGUCGCCAUGUUUAAUGUUAAUGACCACUGUCGUCAUGUUUAAUGUCAUUGACCACUGUCGUCAUGUUUAAUGUCAUUGACCACUGUCGUCAUGUUUAAUGUCAUUGACCACUGUCGUCAUGUUUAAUGUCAUUGACCACUGUCGUCAUGUUUAAUGUUAAUGGCCACUGACGUCAUGUUAAUGUCAAUGACCAUUGUCGUCAUGUUUAAUGUUUAUUACUAGUACUGUGAUAUUUAAUGUUUAAUAGUUUAAUUCUUAUUGUAUUCUAGUCUCUGAUUGGUAAAAUUCAAAUUGAGGAACGCAAGUUAUUUUUGUAUAACCUGGUUUGGUAUGGGAACAGCGUUCCUUGACCACCAGCUGCCGGAACUACUUUUUUGUCUCUAAAAUUACAUCACAGCAUGUUUUUGGUCUUCUAUGGAAUAGAAAGUCAACGUAUGCAAUAAGAUACCUCGGUGGUUUAAGGGGGUACUCUACAUCGUCACAAUGGCUGACUUCCUUUUAAAACAUGAAUGAAAAUAUAAAUAUCAGCAACAUUUGUCUAUGCAUUUCAAAUAUCAUUGCCUAGCACGUCGACUGCUGAACUGUAAAACGCGGGUUCGAGUCCGACAGGGGUUUUAAAAAAAUUUGAUUGCUUUCUACGAAAACUGCAAUUUUUUUUUAUUAAAUAGUGUAAAUUUGAAAGUUUUCAAUUUCAAAACAUUGUUGUAUAUUUCCUCCACUUUGCAUCCUUAUCAAAUUUCUAUGGUGCAGCAUUCCUCCUUAAUACACAGAAUGUUUUCCCAUUGUCAAGCAUGACGUAGAGAAUCUACUUGUACGCAAAUCAUCGUCUCCACUGUGUGAGAAUCGAAUAAAAGAUGAAAACAAAGAUAUCUGAUCGAAUUAUUAAUUUACCGAGUAAGCAUUGCCCUGUUCAUUUUGAAAUAAAUUUCUCACUGGGGAAAGCGGGGAUUGCUUCAGUGCUUGAUCCGCCUUACAACCAAUUGUAACUACUGGGCUAUUUCCGGUUACGGAAAAGGACGAACGUGAUCCGAUUGAAUGAUAAUAUUCAGGGGCGGAUCCAGGAAUUGUGGUUACGGGGGCGCCACUUUAUGAGGCAGGGCGAAGAGGGCGAAGCCCCCGGAAGCUCCUGGAUUUUAUAGAUUUCAUAUGGCUUGAAAUAUGUCUCCUAUUUAAGUCAUUUGUAUAUACUACUUUCUAUCAUUUUUAAUAUGAUGAAAUUAGUAAACUGACGCUAAUUUUAAGGGUUUUUGGAAAAAAUUAAGUUCUCCCAAUAAAGUAAUUCAAGAAAUCAAAAGAUUUUGUCAUUUAUUUCACCAGGAGUGGAAGAAAGUAUUGCUUCUUUUGUCGUUUAGUACAUUUUUCUAAACACGAUACCACGAUUUACCUUAAAUUUGAAAAUUUAUGGGGGGGGGGUGUGCCUGCUGCACAUAACUUUUUAUCAGAUGACGUCACCUCACAUUGACAUGUAGAUCAAGUUCUGUUACUUGCUUAUACAUAUUUUCUUGUGUCGGGUUCACCAUUAGCGACAACGUGCAUGCAAGGGUAAAUUUUCAUGUAUUAGAAAUGUUCAUGGAAUGAUAUAAAAGUCGCAAAUUAUUGCAUUUUCUGAUAUUUGUUUUUGAAUAUUUAUAUAAAUACCACAGAUGCAGACAUUUGACUUCAUUGAGGCAUUGCAUUGUUUAAAGAAGUUAAUAUGACUUUAUACAGUAUAGGGGUUAUUAAUUAGAAUAACACCACUUAGUCAUACAGUAUAGCGUUAUUAGAAUUUUAAAUGUGAUUUUAUGUUUAAGUAGUGAUACAGUGUUUUCAAAAUAUCUGUGAUAUUGAAUACAGUGUUAUGAAAUGUUAUGUAAUUCCAUAUAAUUUAUGUAUGAAUACAGUGUUUUAUAUG